Molecule: messenger RNA, 2551 nt
Organism: Zingiber officinale
Lineage: Eukaryota; Viridiplantae; Streptophyta; Magnoliopsida; Zingiberales; Zingiberaceae
Product: F-box/LRR-repeat protein 2-like
Exons: 2
Coding region: 120-1568 (482 amino acids)
Biological process (GO): SCF-dependent proteasomal ubiquitin-dependent protein catabolic process
Cellular component (GO): SCF ubiquitin ligase complex
Molecular function (GO): protein binding
Source: RefSeq, a predicted model, not a curated record
GAGGCUUCUCGACCGCAUUGCGGUCGUGGUGGGGACGCCCUCGUCGUGUUCGUGUGGUCCUCUUCUGUGCUUUCGCUUAGAAAAGCCGGCCCUCGGUGGGGGAGCCCGCAGAGAGCGCGAUGGAUGCGGUGCUGUGCGACGAGUUGGUGCAGGAGAUUCUCCGGCGACUGCCGCCGUCCUCCGCCCCCUCUGCUUCCCUCGUAUCCAAGCGGUGGCUCUCCCUCCUCCGAUCCUCCACCACCUCCCUCUCCCUCGCCGUCCGUCCGCGUCUCCCUAAUUCACCGUCGCUCUCCUCCAUCCUCGCCCACUACCCUUCCGUCUCCGACCUCACCGUCGUCUCCAAUCGCGCGGAGGAAGAAGAUGAGGACGGCGGCGCCGACGCGCUAGUGUUCGUUAUUGCUUCCGCCGCUUGUAACCGCCGCCUCACCCGAUUAAGACUCAUCCCCGCCGCCCAGGUCUCCCCUUCCGCUCUCCAAUCAUCCGCCGCCGCCUUCGCCUCCCUCACCUCCCUCCAGAUUGCCUCCCUGUUUCCCCUCUCCUUCCGCUGGCUCGCCGCGCUCCCCUUUCUCAAAUCCUUCUCCCUCGUCCGCUCCCGCGCCAAACGCCCCCGUAUCCAAGAACUUCCCGAUGAUGAUGACGACGGUGAAAACGCUAUCGUGAUGCUGCCGCUUGAGAGUCUGUCGUUGUCCGGGAUUUACGGUUCCGAUCGCGGCCUCUCCUGGCUGUGGCGCCGCUGCGGCGGUCUCCGCUGGCUGCAAUUGCGGGCUUGUGAGGGGACCGGCGAUGGCGACUCUUCGUCGGCUUUCCCCCUCUGCCUCACCGGCCUUCUCGGGCUCGAGCUCCGCACCUGCCGCUCCAUCGCCGACCGCGUCCUCCUCCUUGCUGCCGAUAGAUGCCGCAACCUCGCCUCCUUCCUCCUCUACGACGGCGGCAGCCGCGACGCCCUUCACCACUUCAUCCACCGCCGCGGCGCCGCGCUCCGCACCCUCGACCUCCGCCUCCCGCUUGACCUCCACAACGACCAUCUCUUCGCCAUCGCAGCGGAAGAUCGCGAUCGCUACCGCCUCUGCCACCACCAGCUCGCCUCCCUCCGCCUCCAUAGCUGCUGCCUCGUCACCGGAGAUGGGCUCCGCUCCCUCGCUCUCUCUCCGGCUGGCGCCGCUAUUGAAGAGCUCGCGCUGGUGAACUGUGACGUGGUGGAGCGGGAGCCUGGGCUACUCACCUUCCUCAGCCAGAGCAUGCAGCGCCUCCGGCGGCUCGACUUGUCGCACAACGAGACGAUGACCGACAAGGAGGUGGGAUCCAUGCUAGCUUCCUGCAAGAAUCUAGUAGAGAUCAGGCUAAAAGGUUGCAGAACCCUGACCGGCGAUUCCCUGAACUCCUUGCUCAAGCACUGUGGCAAGCAGGUGGAGCUGCUAGACAUUUCGCGAUGCCCAGCCAUCGGAAAUGAAGCGAUUGAUAAAUUUGUCACCAACGCCGGCCGGUUGAGCCAGUUGAUCGUGGAGGAGGACAAAGUGACUGAAGCAGUCAGAGCUUGGCUAUCGCGGAAAGCCAUUAAGCUCAGUUAAUCGAGCAAUGAAGGAGAAGAUGAAAUACAAUGAGAACAAGGGGAGGGAAAGAGGGGAACAUCAACCUGAGUACUAAGUGGAAUGUAAUUGUAGUCAAAGAAAUUGAUAUGUAUUCGUAUGAUAUAUUUGUGUAUGUUCCAAUUCUAAUUGUCAGUCUUAACUGAGAUAUUUUUAUACAUAUGAAGAAAAUUUGUUUGACUAAGGUGUUGCUAGAAUUCUCAUUCUAUGCAUGAUAACAGUCAUUUGAGUUUGAUCUAAACAUGUUUUUCAGCGUGCCAAAGUAACAAAACAUUACCAUUUCAACUAGAAAUCAAAUUUCUUCACUGAACAAAAUGGUUUUCUCCAUUCAUGACCAUGAGAUAUCAUCACGCAAUAUUCGAUAUGAAACUAUUACCCAUUAGGAGUGAGUGCAACAAGGUUAAACCACUAAGUAACUGUUGAUACAUGGAAGUUCAUCUAUGAUUUGGAAGAACUCUCCUUUUCCAUAUUUAAGUUCAUUAGUCAUACAUGAAACUAGUCUCCUAAACCGCACAGCAACUAGAGUAAGUUUUCUAUUUUAUCCUUUUUUUAACAAAAAAUCUAGAAAGCUAACUCAGGCCUUAUAGAAUCUUUUGUUAAGAAUUAUUUUAUCUUUGAUACUUGCAAUUCAUGUUUCUUUUGCUGUGAUGUUCAUGAAUGAUGAUCAAAACUAAUCUGUAUGCUCAAUGUUUGUUGAAACGGUCUAAUUCAUGAUGGAAUCCCUUUAUUUCUUAAAUUCUUGCAAUUAUCUAACUCUGAUUAUUUCUGUUUUAUUCCGUCUCCAAAUGUUAUCGAAGAACUAAUACUAAUAGUUGCUUGAUUUAGUGGUAAGUGAGAUAAAUUCAAAGAGUUUUCGACCAAAUUUCGAGGGUUUAAGUUGAUGUAUCAACCCUAUUGGAAGAGGUUUAACCUUCUCCCAAUACUAAAUUCAUGUCAUCGAAAACAAGUAAAAAAAAUUCAAUGCA